Messenger RNA from Linum trigynum, 912 nucleotides. NCBI's taxonomy places the organism in Eukaryota, Viridiplantae, Streptophyta, Magnoliopsida, Malpighiales, Linaceae. The record is from the annotation of a GenBank genome assembly.
AUGGCGUCCCUUCUCCUGGCAGCGAUAACUGCGGCCAUGGCUGCCGCCGCUCUCCUUUACUUUUGCUGGAAGGUAGUCUCUGCCUUCUGGAUCUCCCCUCUCAGAGCUCAUUCCCAGCUCCGGCGAAACGGAUUCGCCGGCCCAACUCCCACUUUCCCUCUCGGAAAUAUCCAGGAAAUGAGAAAACUCGUCCUAACCAGCCAAACCACCUCUUCUUCCGACAUAAUUUCCCAUGAUAUCCACUCAGCCGUCUUCCCUUACUUUGCCCAGUGGCACAACUCCCACGGGAAGGUGUUUGUGUAUUGGUUAGGGACGGAGCCGUUCCUGUACAUCGCCGACCCGGAGUUCCUCAAGGCAAUGUCCGCCGGAAUAAUGGGCAAGAGCUGGGGAAAGCCCAGAGUUUUCAAGCAGGACCGGGAGCCCAUGUUCGGCAAUGGGCUGGUCAUGGUCGAAGGAGAAGAAUGGGUUCGCCACCGCCACGUCAUCACUCCGGCCUUCACCGCUCCCAACUUGAAGCCGGCGCCGAACGUGCAGAGGCAAGCCAAGGAGGACAUUCGCGUCGGCGACCGGACGAUACCCAAGGGGACCAACAUGUGGAUCGACGUGGUGGCGAUGCACCACGACCCGAAGCUGUGGGGGGACGACGCGUACGAGUUCAAGCCGGAGAGAUUCGAGGCCGACCCUCUGUACGGAGGGUGCAAGCACAAGAUGGGGUUCAUGCCGUUUGGUUUCGGAGGGAGGAUGUGCGUCGGGAGGAACCUGACGAUGAUGGAGUACCAGAUUGUGUUGUCUAUGAUCCUCACCAGGUUCUCUUUUUCCUUGUCUCCAUCGUACGUUCAUUCUCCUACCAUCGUGCUCUCAUUGAGGCCUACUCAUGGAAUCCCUCUCGUCCUCAGGCCUCUGCAAUCGUGA